Neurospora hispaniola is the source of this 1103-nucleotide messenger RNA. RefSeq names its product 4A/4B type thioredoxin-like protein. The record is from RefSeq and is a predicted model, not a curated record. The transcript is spliced from 3 exons. Gene Ontology annotation, biological process: mRNA splicing, via spliceosome. Bases 186 to 617 code for a protein of 143 amino acids. Gene Ontology annotation, cellular component: U5 snRNP; U4/U6 x U5 tri-snRNP complex; spliceosomal complex. Lineage: Eukaryota; Fungi; Ascomycota; Sordariomycetes; Sordariales; Sordariaceae.
CGACCGCAAUCGCGUCUCAAUCGACAUCAUCAUCAUCAUCCAUCGUCAACAUUCGAUUUCUUGCUCAACCAAACAUCUGAACCCUCUACGGAAUUUCGCCCUCUGACUGUCAUCACCAUCGACAUUGAUAUUGAUACUAAUCGUCCACUGAACCACCGAAUCGCUCAACAACUUCUACAAUCACCAUGGGCUCCAUCGUUCUUCCCCAUCUCGAGACCGGCUGGCACGUCGACCAGGCCAUCCUAAGCGAAGAUGAGCGUGUGGUGGUUAUCCGUUUCGGCCGCGAUCACAGCCCCGACUGCAUGCGUCAAGAUGAAGUGCUCUAUCGCAUCGCCGACAAGGUCAAGAACUUUGCAGUCAUUUACCUAUGCGACAUUGACAAGGUUCCCGAUUUCAACCAGAUGUACGAGUUAUACGACGAAUGCACCCUCAUGUUCUUCUUCCGAAAUAAACACAUGAUGAUUGAUCUCGGCACCGGUGACAACAACAAGAUCAAAUGGGUACUGGAAGACAAACAAGAACUGAUCGAUAUCAUCGAGACGGUGUACCGCGGCGCGAAGAAGGGACGCGGUUUGGUGGUUAGUCCCAAGGAUUACUCGACCAGACAUCGCUAUUAGAAGGGCGAAUAACGACACGAGCAACAACAACAACGAGAACGAUUUCCAAGAUAUGGCAGACGCAAAACUACGCGGUACGGGGGUUACGCGACGAAUUAACAACAAGUUCAAGGCGAAGCGACAGAGGAGGGUGUCUGGAGGCUGCUGGGGAUCCUGGCGUUGGUUCCCGUGACUCAGCCUUGCUCUGGAAUUCAUUUACCACGGGCAUUUUGCAGCGUAAUCAGAUGGAUAAACGGCUGUUAACUCGGCGACGAAUAAGCGAUGGUUGGCUUGGGCCCACGCCGAGCCGCGAGCUGCCUUUGGGGAAAUAGCACGCGAGCGUGGAAAACAUAAAGGCAAGCGGAACCAUAUCGAUUGGGCAUUGAAUGUACCUAGCUAAUGCUGAGCAGAACCGGGCAGAGAAAUUGAUGCCAUGGCGCUUACCGACGGGGUCCUUGCGAUACUGUCCAAGUGCUUCAUCGCUGUUCACUGGGCUGCACGUGAAUG